Molecule: messenger RNA, 5280 nt
Organism: Gymnodraco acuticeps
Lineage: Eukaryota; Metazoa; Chordata; Actinopteri; Perciformes; Bathydraconidae
Gene: vwa10.2
Product: von Willebrand factor A domain containing 10, tandem duplicate 2
Exons: 18
Coding region: 2106-5033 (975 amino acids)
Source: RefSeq, a predicted model, not a curated record
UCAGCUAAUUCUAAUACCUUUACAGUUGGCAACAAUGACAUUCAUACACCAAAAUGUCCGUGUUUAAAACUUAAUGUAAAAGUAAAUAUUGUUAGCUUAUUCUUGGAAUGCAUACAUCUUUUUAACUUUUUUUUUCAUGACAUAAUAUUCACAAAUUUGACUUGCCAAAUUGUAAUAAAGUGCUCUGUUACUCAAACAAUGACUUCCAAGUUUCAAGCCUUUGCAACUCACUACGAAAUGUUGUGAGUAAGCCUGGGAAAUACAAUCAGGUCAUAACAAAUAAUUGGACAAAUCAAAACACAUUUGUAGUUUCAUUUGUAGCAAAAUAGUCAACAGAGCAGUGUAAAUUGAAUUGUUUUAUUUUUGAGUAUAGUUUAUUGUCUUUAGUUUAGGAUUUUUGUGCUAAGAAAUAAGAAAUCACUUGGACUGCCAACCUUUUGUCAAUAUUGUCUAUCCAUAAAUCUUAUUUGAUCAAUCUUUUGACAUAAGAAUCAGAACAUAAAUCCCCAUAUGAAUACCCAGAUUAUUUGACGGAACAUCUAAGGCAAUGAACAAUAUCAGGACCCUGAAACUAAAAUCAGGAAUGAUACAUUUUAUUAAACCUGCGCUUUUUUGCUAAUAGGUAGGCACAUUAUACAGAGGGUCAUCACAAUUUGAAUUAUACCAUACAAUAAUGCCCUGUGUAGCUCACAUAGUACAGAGGGAAUCACAGCGUCUCUCUGUGACAGCGGGUUUGUCCAUGCUUUAGAUACGUGUGUAAAAAUGGUCGGACUUGACAGAAAACAUGUUCAAAUUAAGUAAAAAAUCCUCCUAUUUCUAAUACUGUGUUUUCAUUCAUUUCUUUAUUACAAUACGUGUAUUUGUUCAUUUGUUCAUUUGUUCCUCAGUUCACAGUUUAAAUAGAUUAAGAGCACCAAUUACACAACCCGAUUCCCGUAAAACACCAUGAGUAUUGUUGUUUUUUCAGAAAGAUUACCCAACGUUGGUCACCUUUACUUUGUAUUCAUAAUUAAGGAAUGUUUUUUGACAACCAUUCUUUGUUACACUCAUGAAUAAACACAUGUUCUCUGAUAUUUCACAAUCUCUUGUUGUCAUAGUAGGGCAAGGCUCCUUUAAGAUAUCAAUAACCCUAUUGAGCUAGUGAAGAGGUCAAAGUAUGUCAGCUGCAUCCGAGCCCUGCCCAUGAUGUGAAAUAGGGUGUUGACUUGUUGUUUCAGUUUAUGUACAGUGAGAUAAAUGAAUGACAGGCAACAUCUUGUUAAGUAGGGUUACUGAAUGUAUGACAGGAUUCUUACCUGCAAUCAACUCAAUGGGCCAUUGUGCAUGUACAUGUCUAAAAUGUCUCUAGUUUAUCUGAUUUUAAAUACAUACCAUCCCAAUCAGAUAAACCCAGAACUGAAGAUAAAAACAUUAGAAACUGGAUGCAUCAUCAACAAAAUAUCACAUCAAUAAAAUGAUCAUGCCAGUUGCAACGAUCCACAAUGCAACACAGACGUAGGUUUUGUAUGUGUGUGUGAGAUUAUUCCUUUGAUACAUUUGUAUCAAGGUAGAGGCAACACAAGACAAUAUUUUUGUCUUGACUUGCUCUAACUACACUUUCCAUACUGGCCAACUUUGGGGUGAUUUAUCAUUAAGGGGAGGGAAUUAGGACACACACUCAUCAUUCUCGCACGCCUCUCAGCACACACCCACACACACAUCGACAUACUUACAGUUUCAAGAUAACUUAGGAAACACAUAAAUCUACUCACAAUAUAAUCUGUCCAGUGUUCACAUGAGAUGCUGACAUAGUGGGACUGAAUACGACGAGUGCUAAAAAGCACACAGGUUUUUUCACUUGCCACAGAUUGCCUAAAUACACCUGAUUCACUGCCAGUCACCUCUCUCUGGUUGGCCACAUUAUUUUAAUUGUUGUGGCAACCCAUAGAUCAAAAACUAAACACAGUGCGAGAUACAUCACCUUAUUGUGUUCAGUUGUGUUUUGGUGUGGGGAAAGAAGUGGGAAAAAAAAAGAAAAUAGGAAAAUUUGGAGAGGUGAAAAGGUGAAGAGGACGUAACCAUCCAGAUUUCUUCAUCAUCAGAGUUCAUCAUCCUUGUCCUCCAACAUGGCCAGCAGACAAACAGUCGUGUUCCUCGUGGCAGUGGUGAUCUCCCUGUCAGACUUCAUUCAUAGCUUCCAACCCCUCUUCUCACCUGAUGGUAAUUCAACCACUCACCGUGACAUCACACUGAGGGCGGUCCUCAGAAAGACAGCUGAGGUCUGCCGAGACAUGGCUGCUUCGGAGGGACGGGACUUCCGCCUGACUAUUGAUGACAGCCUGUCAACUGAUAAGGUGCAAAGGGCCUGUUCUACGACAGGUACCUCCACCUCUCUCCUCUCAACUGUCCUUUUCCAAACAUCCAUCGCCAAUAUGUACUUCAGCAAUGCAAAAGUGGACGUGGAUUUUGCGCUGAGUGAGAAGCAUCAUUUUGAUGAUGAGACCUUUCAAGGCGGACGGGAUGUCAUCACAGCAGGUGUGGCUGCUGUGAAGGCCAGUGUGAAGCUGGAGAACUUCGUCGCAGGGAGGCGGAAUCUUGGACAAGUCUGUCACACCCUACAGGACUUUUACAGCCACAGUAACUGGGUGGAGCUGGGGAACAAAAGUCCUUACAGCACUCUGAUCAGCCCAGACCAACCUCUUGAAAACCUGGCAGGCCUAAGUGUUCCCACCUGUAGAAACUGUACUGGAGGAAAAUGUGAGAACAACCUUCUUCCUGACCUGCUGCAGCAAGGGCUUCUCACCUCAGGCUACUUCAACAUCGUCUCUCCAGCAAAACCUGCAGGCAAAUGCAGCCACGGUGGAUCAUUUGACCGGACAAGCAGAAAAGACCCAGUGGGGGGCAUCAGUAAGGACGACCUUGGGUCCAGUCAUGGCUCACUUCACCCAAAAGCAGCUGAUUUGGCUGAGAAUGCCACUAUGGAGCUACUAGAGGACGUCAGAGUAGCAGUGGGAGACAAGAACUUCCUGCGAUUAAUGGGCCUCUCCCAGUCCUCAGUGCUGUGUUUUGUCAUUGACACCACAGGCAGUAUGAGCGAUGACAUAGCCGAAGCUAAGAGGGUUUCCUUCGCCAUCAUUGACAGUAAGAGGGGAACCCAGCAGGAGCCCUCCGCUUACAUACUGGUGCCUUUCAAUGACCCAGGGUUUGGACCUGUGACAAUGACAGCCAAUGCAGAUUUCUUCAAAGACAGCAUCAACAAACUGUCUGCAAGUGGAGGAGGAGACAUCCCAGAGUUAUGCUUGUCUGGACUGCAGCUUGCCUUGACUGCUGCUCCACCCUCAUCUGAGAUCUUUGUCUUCACUGAUGCUCCAGCUAAGGAUUCUCAUCUGAAAAGCACCAUCACUGCUAUUAUAGAGAGCACCAAGUCAGUGGUAACUUUUAUGUUAACCGAUGUCUUGGUGAGUCGACGGCGCCGCAGAAACACUCAGCGGGUGUCUCCUCGUAAAAUGACCCAAUUAGAUGCCCAGCUGUACCGUGACCUUGCCCGUGCCUCUGGAGGUCAGGCCAUUGAGGUGACCAAGUCAGACCUCACUCUGGCUACAAGUGUAAUAGAGGAUUCAUUAGCCAAUGCUGUGGUGACAGUUUUUCAGGUAGUGAGGAAUCCUGGAAGGCCUGAUAACUUUACGUUUAUUGUUGAUGGAUCACUUAGGAACCUGACUGCCUACAUCACAGGAGCCUCAUCUCUCACUUUUGAUCUCACGAGCCCCACAGGUGUAUCUCAGAGUUCCAGUCAGUCCAGCGGUCCUUUGGCAACCAUAACCACAGCCGGAAACCUACGUCGUUUAAGCCUUAACACUGACAAUCAAACAGGAUCAUGGGAAAUCAGUGUUAACUCUAAAAAUCCUUACUCUGUUAAGGUCACAAGUCAAAGCUCAGUGAACUUCAUUUAUAACCUUGUGGAAGCUCAUGAGGGAGCCCAUGGGGAUUUCAGCCUAAAGGAGGGACGUCCUCUUUCAGGUGGUAAUGCUAGCCUCAUGAUAUCUGUGACAGGAAGUGACAAAGUAAAGGUCACAGAGGUCACUCUGUUUGACAGCUCCGGGCCAACAGAGGUCAACGGAUCAUUGCAGUCUGUAGGGAGUGGUAGCUUCCUGGUGACAUUCAGUGGAGUCCCAGCAGGCGAGUUUGUGGUUCGCAUGAAGGGAGCGGAUGGCAGCUCCACCUCCAGGUCCACAGCAACCAGCUUCCAGAGGCAGGCCUCCACUCAGAUCAAGACCUCCAGCAUCUCUGUUACUGCCCAAGCCAGCAACACCAACAUAGAACCAGGCUCUACCAUCUCCGUUCCUUUCACAGUCUCCACAACCACCAACGGAGUUGUCAACGACUCUGCAACAGGGAUGUUCACAGUGCGAGCCAACAAUGACCGCAGCUAUACUUCAACCUCACCAAGCUCCAUCACCAUAGCAUCAGGUGAUGGAGGCACAGCCAACGGCACCGUGACCUUAACGGCACCGGCCAGUGCUGCAUCCGGAACAGACAUGACCCUUACCAUUGAGGCCGAAAAUGCAGCUGCCACUGACAUCAACUACGCUGUCCUCAGGUUUUCUGUGGUGGCCAAGGUGACAGAUAUUACCCGUCCAGUGUGCCAGACAGUCAGUUCUUCCUCCAAUUGUCCAUCUUCUUCAUCACUGUGUGCUUCCUCACAGUGGUCAUUAAUUGCGAAUCUCACGGAUGGCAUCAAUGGAACCGGUAUUGAGAGCAUCACCAUCCGCAAAGGGAACGGUACCCUCAAUACCAGCACAGUGGCUGGGGCUGGAGGGGCCAACGUUACAGUUGCUACAUACAGCGCCUCCUGCUGUUCACAGAAUGUAGAGCUGGCUGCCGUGGACAAAGUAGGAAAUGUGGGGAAAUGUGCAGGACAGGCUAGACAAACGAUGGUUGCCACUACACUUACAGCUAUCACAGCUGCAGUGAACACAACAUCCACUGGAGGGCACACCUUGAGCAUAUCACACUGUCUCUGGAUCAGUGUUGUGGUUUCUCUCCUAUGGAAGUGAAAGGGAUGAAUACAAAAGUACACUGUAAUUAUAGAUCAAUGAUGUCCAAUGGAUUAUGAAGGGAAUCACAUGAUUUAAGCGUCCCCUCAAAGUAUUGCUUGGAUUUAUUUCCAUCAGGUGUGUUUGAAUUACUAUUGCUUGGGUAAAAAGGAAGUUUUCUUCCAUUUAGAAAUAAAUCAUAUUGCCUUUGUGUUUAAUGAAGUUGUAUUUAUUUCUUGAUUAAAACAAAUAUAACAAAUGUAAUUUA